Messenger RNA from Sparassis crispa, 2499 nucleotides. RefSeq lists its product as hypothetical. Lineage: Eukaryota; Fungi; Basidiomycota; Agaricomycetes; Polyporales; Sparassidaceae. The transcript is spliced from 10 exons. The record is from RefSeq and is a predicted model, not a curated record. Gene Ontology annotation, molecular function: lipid binding. Bases 1 to 2499 code for a protein of 832 amino acids.
AUGUCUUUUCCGCAGACUAAGAAAGAUAUCAGCGAUCGUCCCGCUGCCUGCUCCGUAGUCGAGCCUGUCGACAAGCAGGCACAGGCUGCUGACGUCGACCGCAAAUUCCGUUUCUAUGACUUCGUCACUGCUUUGCGCCAGUCUCGCAUGCCUACUAACCCGCAGAUCGAGAACCUCCUGUCCUAUUCGCUCGAGCACUCGCCCGUCCCCAUCGACCAGCUCUCACCCGCCGGCCAGACACUCAUUCGCGACGCCCGCGAGGUCAUCAACACCCUCCGCCAGAUUAUUGAGGAGAAGAACGCGGACGAGGUGCUCCAGAACUUCGUCUGGCACACUCGCGACGUGGACGCCGAUCGCGCGAAGAAAGACCCCAACGAGGUGCUUCCCGUCGGGCAGGACAAGGCGCGCUCCGACGCUCAGCAGGCAACCCAACACCUGCGCACUCUCCUUUCUCUCGUCCUCACUAAUUCCGAGGUCCGCAAGUUGAUCUCUGACUUCGCUGUCAUUGGCCGCAACUUGCUCGCCCGUGGCGCCGUCAAGAUUGCAGAGCAAACUCGUCCCGACCAGGAGCGUCUGCGCCAGGUUGACGAGCCUGGUCUCGACAACCGUUUCUUCUCUGAGGGCGAGCACGAGGUCGGCCUUAAUGAGACACCGAUCCCCGGAGCUCGCAUCCCGGGAACCGAUAUUCGCAUCUCGCAACAUCCUGGUGAAGAAGUUGGCCAAGGUGCGAAGAUCCAGCGUGAUGAGACGGGCAAGGCCAUGAGUGGCGCUGAAGCCAUGGGUCAGGCUUCUCAGAGAAAGGAAGAAAUAACGGAGCGGACAAUGAGCGAAGCCCAGAGUCACGAAGAAUAUAUUCAGCGGGAUGUAGUUGAUGUUCCUGAAAACUCAGAGGAGACUGCAUCUCAAAGCAAGAAGGAGAGUUUGCAGGGCAAGAUGACGGGCAUGAAGGACUCCAUUACUGGCCGUGUACCUCAGGAGCACAAAGACCGCGCGAACGAGCAUGUAACUCGUGUGAAGAAUUUCCUCUCAGAUGAAUACUUCCCUAAAGAACGUCGUGAGCAGCUCAUUUUCCGCGGUAAGAAGGUCAUCGUCGAGUGCCAGAGCCAUGAAGACUACCAGGGGUCCAUCCGUUGGCUGCUCGACACCCUUGAGGAGUACUCGACGCAUGGACGCACUAUCGCGGGGCACGGCAAGGACUCGUACCAGCAGCUGACUUCCGACCCGUCCCUGCAGCAGUCUACUCGCGAAUUGCGUACUCUGCUCGAGCGUUUUGCCAACGGCAUGAGCCUCGACGUGAUUGGCGACGCGAUGCAUGUCCUGUACGAGGAGGCGCAGCGAGAUGAACAGCUCCGCCACUGGUUCCAUGACCUCGAUGCGUACAUCCGUGAGGUCCUGUUGCAGCCCGGGUAUGUGCUCGACGAGCAGUGCAACGAGCAGGCGAGCGAGCUCCAGGAAAAUGGCCGCCGCUUCUACGACGAGAGGUAUAAGGGGCACUUCGACAACCUUUUUAAUGCCUUGACGGAUUGGUUUGGUGCAAUCGCUCAGGACCCGCUUAACAAGCGUUUUGGCAAUGAUUGCGCCCGCUUGAGCAAGGAUCUUCUGUUCGACAUUGAGGGCAGUAUCAAGUACAAGCCCGAGCUCUGGAGCGACAUCAAGCAGGUCAUUUUCCCAAGCCUCAUCGCAAACAUUGGGUAUCUCCCCAUUCCGCGCAUCGAAUACACGGACGAUACGCUCGACCUCGUUCUGGAGAACCUCGCUCUUUCCGGACGCAACCUGCUCCCCAAUGUGGUCAGCUUGGAAACACGUAACUUCCUGAAGUUCAGCCCGUACAACACCCUCAGGGACGAAAGUCACCAUGAGCUUACGCUCACCCUCGCGCAGAUCCAAGCAGAUAUGCGUGAUAUCGCCUUCUACUAUCGCAAGAAGACCGGCAUGCCGAAGGUGACCGACUCCGGCCUCGCCGACGUCCUCCUCGGCGGCAGUGGCCUUACGGUAACCGCGCACAUCAUAUCUUCUGACCUCGACCGCUCGUCCGUGUUUAAGAUCAAGAACGUGCAGGUGCACAUGGACACACUAAAGUUCUCCAUCCGCGACUCGAAGCACGACACGCUGUACAAGGCCCUCCACCCGCUCGUGCAGGGUCUUGUCAAGAAGCAGCUGCAAAAAGUCAUUGGCGGUGCGGUGCAGACUGCGCUGGAAUAUCUCGACGGAGAGCUUGUCACUGUGCGCGACCAGAUGGCUGAGACAAUGGCUGAGACAACGGCGAGCGAGGAGCGUAGCCGGACUCAAGUGUUGCAGGAGCAACUAUUCGCAAAGAAGGACAAGACAGAGGAGAAGGCAGACACUAAGGGCAGCCAGUUUAAAGUCGUUACUCAGCGCGGCGACGAGCUCCUCCCGCAAGUGGGCCGUCCCGAGGGUUGGGUCAACCGUGCGCUGGAACAAACCCAGUCUGCCUCGAAGGGCGAAGAGUGGAGAAGCGAAGCCUUUAAUAUGUUGUAA